This is a messenger RNA of Polyodon spathula (Mississippi paddlefish), 1629 nucleotides long. Its product is annotated as multidrug resistance-associated protein 5-like. The record is from RefSeq and is a predicted model, not a curated record. NCBI's taxonomy places the organism in Eukaryota, Metazoa, Chordata, Actinopteri, Acipenseriformes, Polyodontidae. Gene Ontology annotation, molecular function: ATP binding; ABC-type transporter activity. Gene Ontology annotation, biological process: transmembrane transport. Gene Ontology annotation, cellular component: membrane. The coding region runs from base 166 to 1629 and encodes 487 amino acids. The transcript is spliced from 12 exons.
AAGGUGCUGCUGCGCCGGUGCCGGCGUCUCGUUUAUAAGCGGUGGUGUUGUGCUGGUCGGGUGAUUAUUUGGAUCUGCAGUGACAGAAUACUGGAGAGAACAGCAUUUUGAGAAACCUCCCCUCACCCCCAUCUAUGAAACCCUGUCCUGUGUCAGUGAGGAAAUAUGAAAGACAUUGACCUGGGCGAAGACUAUGCACUCCCCAGCCCUGAGUACAGGGGUGUGGCCAGGAGAAACACACAGGAGCUUUGUGAAACCAAGUACCAGCCUCCUAAAGCACAGAACCACUCUGUGUGCCAGGAUGCCUUGGAGACAGCUGCGCGAGCAGAGGGGCUUCCCCUGGAGCAGCUUAAAAUCCUGGACGAGGAGAAUCACAAGAGCAAGUACCAUCAGAGCAUCAACCUGCUUAAACCGUUCCGCACCACGUCCAAACACAAGCACCCCGUGGACAAUGCUGGCCUGUUCUCCUUAAUGACAUUUAACUGGCUAACUCCUGUGGCUGCCAAAGCCCAUAAGAAAGGAGAGCUGUUCCUUGAGGAUAUCUGGGCACUGUCCAAGCUUGAGAGCUCAGAGCACAACAGCAAGAGGCUGGCACGGCUGUGGCAGAGUGAGCUUCAGGACUGUGGGGAGGAGGACGCUUCUCUCAGGAGGGUGGUCUGGAAGUUCUGCCGCAGCAGGAUUCUCAUCUCUAUAGUUUCCCUUAUGAUCACACAGCUAGCAGGCUUCACUGGACCAGCCUUCGUGGUGAAGGGUCUGCUGGAAUACACGCAGCACAGCGAGGUCCACAUCUCCUACGGCUUGCUGCUGGUUCUCGGGCUUUUCAUGACAGAGGUGAUCCGGUCCUGGUCUCUGGCCCUCACCUGGGCCCUUAACUACCGCACUGGCACCCGGCUCCGAGGGGCAAUCCUCACUCUGGCUUUCCAGAAGAUCCUCAGGCUGAAAAACAUCAAGGAGAAGUCAGUGGGAGAGUUGAUAAACAUGUGCUCCAGCGACGGUCUGCGGAUGUUCGAAGCUGCCGCGGUGGGGAGUUUGUUGACCGGUGGCCCGCUCAUAGCAAUCCUCGGGAUGGUUUUUAAUGUGAUUGUUCUCGGACCUACUAGUUUACUGGGAUCAGCGGUCUUCAUUCUCUUCUACCCAGCCAUGAUGUUUGUCUCCAGACUCACAGCCUAUUUCAGAAGAAAGGGGGUCGCGGUGACAGAUGAACGGGUGCAGAAGAUGAAUGAAAUCCUCAACUACAUCAAGUUUAUAAAGAUGUAUGCCUGGGUGAAAGCGUUUUCCCAGGCUGUGCAGAAGAUCCGCGAGGAGGAGCGGAGGAUCCUGGAGCUUGCCGGGUACUUCCAGAGCAUCACUGUGGGGGUGGCUCCCAUCGUGGUGGUGAUUGCCAGCGUGGCUACCUUCUCUGUGCACAUGCUGCUGGGCUAUGACCUCACCGCAGCCCAGGCCUUCACCGUUGUGACGGUCUUCAAUGCCAUGACGUUCGCUCUCAAAGUGACCCCGUUCUCUGUGAAGUCUCUGUCCGAGGCCUCCGUGGCUGUAGACAGGUUUAAGAGUUUAUUUCUAAUGGAGGAGUAUGUAACCUGGGUUUGUGAGAGAAUCCGCAGUCUGAUGUGUCAGCACCGUUUGUUUUGA